AUGAAUUGGGUAAAUAAGAGUGUCCCACAGGAGUUCAUUCUGUUAGGUUUCUCAGAUCAACCACGGCUAGAGAUUCCACCCUUUGUGAUGUUUCUGUUUUCCUAUAUCUUGACAAUCUUUGGCAAUCUGACAAUAAUUCUGUGUCACGUGGAUUUCAAACUCCACACCCCUGUGUACUUUUUUCUUAGCAAUCUCUCACUCCUGGACCUUUGCUAUACCACAAGUACAGUUCCACAAAUGCUGGUAAACAUAUGCAACACCAGGAAAGUAAUCAGUUAUGGUGGCUGUGUGGCCCAGCUUUUCAUUUUCCUGGCCUUGGGUUCCACAGAAUGUCUUCUCCUGGCCGUCAUGUGCUUUGAUACGUUUGUAGCUAUUUGUUGGCCUCUCCAUUACUCAAUUAUCAUGCACCAGAGGCUCUGCUUCCAGUUGGCAGCUGCAUCCUGGAUUAGUGGCUUUAGCAAUUCAGUAUUACAGUCCACCUGGACACUUAAGAUGCCACUGUGUGGUCACAAAGAAGUGGAUCACUUCUUCUGUGAAGUCCCUGCUCUGCUCAAGUUGUCCUGUGUUGACACAACAGCAAAUGAGGCUGAACUAUUCUUCAUCAGUGUGCUAUUCCUUCUAAUACCCGUGACACUCAUCCUUAUAUCGUAUGCUUUUAUUGUCCAAGCAGUGUUGAGAAUCCAGUCUGCUGAAGGUCAACGAAAGGCAUUUGGGACAUGUGGCUCCCAUCUAAUUGUGGUGUCACUUUUUUAUGGUACAGCUAUCUCCAUGUACCUGCAACCACCUUCACCCAGCUCCAAAGACCGGGGAAAGAUGGUUUCUCUCUUCUGUGGAAUCAUUGCACCCAUGCUGAAUCCCCUUAUAUAUACACUUAGGAACAAAGAGGUAAAGGAAGCCUUUAAGAGGUUGGUUGCAAGAGUCUUCUUAAUCAAGAAAUAA
Molecule: messenger RNA, 939 nt
Organism: Pan troglodytes (chimpanzee)
Lineage: Eukaryota; Metazoa; Chordata; Mammalia; Primates; Hominidae
Gene: OR2B2
Product: olfactory receptor family 2 subfamily B member 2
Biological process (GO): G protein-coupled receptor signaling pathway
Cellular component (GO): membrane
Molecular function (GO): G protein-coupled receptor activity; olfactory receptor activity
Source: RefSeq, a predicted model, not a curated record